Messenger RNA from Phycomyces blakesleeanus NRRL 1555(-), 288 nucleotides. RefSeq lists its product as hypothetical. The transcript is spliced from 2 exons. The record is from RefSeq and is a predicted model, not a curated record. Lineage: Eukaryota; Fungi; Mucoromycota; Mucoromycetes; Mucorales; Phycomycetaceae. The coding region runs from base 1 to 288 and encodes 95 amino acids.
AUGGCAACUCCCACUGCAUCCAUCUCAACCUCUUCUGUCACUGACAUUAACGAAAUCAAAUUCUACAAGAACAAUGCUAGUACAGUAAAUGAAGAAGACAUUCUCGGUUUGAUUACUACUCUCGGUAUUAAAGAAACACCCCAGCUGACUGCUAUUCUUGAGACUGUGAGAGCCGGUGGAAAGGUGGACAAGAACUCGUUUAAUGCGGUUAUUUCCUCCUUACUUGAAGACCGACCAACCCUUGGUGAACUGUCAGCAUCGAUUUCUGACUUUGAUAUCCAUAUGUAA